ACCCACUGAGCCAUCCAAGAGACGUCCCUCGUAGGCUGUCUUAUUGUGGUGCUCGUGCUCGACUGAUCAACAACAUGGCGUCCUCAUCCAUGAAGAUGGCUCUCUGGACUCGAAAUGCCCUCAUCCGAGGGGUCCGACCCCAAAUGCAAACCGCCGCAGGUAUUCGCUUUAUGAGUUCCAAGGUUCAAGAAACCGACGCCGAGUUUGAUGCUCGUUAUGAAGCCUUCUUCAACCGCAAGGACAUUGACGGCUGGGAAAUCCGAAAGGCUAUGCAAGAUUUAGCCCGAAUGGAUCUCGUUCCUGAGCCCACCAUUGUGGCGGCUGCGCUUCGAGCUUGUCGCCGAGUGAAUGAUUAUUCCCUCACCACCAGAUUCUUAGAGGUGGUCAAGUUCAAGUGUGGCUCGAAGCAAGACGAGAUUUGGCCCUACAUGCUCCAGGAAAUUCGGCCAACAUUGGACGAGCUUGGAAUUUCCACCCCUGAGGAGUUGGGUUACGACAAACCAGAGUUGGCCCUCCCCAACCCCUACGAAAUCCACUAAUGUUCAAAGAUGAAGAACUUGGAAAGUUGGAAUUGACCCAUAGUUAAUGAUCAGUAAAAUAUAACACAACUUUAGUGUAUUUCACUUGAA
This is a messenger RNA of Tigriopus californicus, 629 nucleotides long. RefSeq names its product cytochrome c oxidase subunit 5A, mitochondrial-like (gene COX5A). Bases 75 to 539 code for a protein of 154 amino acids. The record is from RefSeq and is a predicted model, not a curated record. The transcript has 3 exons. Lineage: Eukaryota; Metazoa; Arthropoda; Copepoda; Harpacticoida; Harpacticidae. Gene Ontology annotation, cellular component: mitochondrial inner membrane. Gene Ontology annotation, biological process: mitochondrial electron transport, cytochrome c to oxygen.